AUGGCUGCCUUCCAACACUACGCCAAAGCUCAGUCGACAUUUCCAAUUCCCCUCCUCGCGGGUGACAAUGCCUACCUUGGCGAUGUCUUCUCUAGCGACGAGACGAACCCUGAAAAGCCCAUCUCUUCCGGGCUGUUCCGACUGAAGAAGGGCGAGCCCCUCACAUACACAUACAAGUACGACGAGAUGAAAAUCAUUCUCGAGGGCGACUUUACGAUAUCCGAUGAGACCGGCCAGAAGGUCGAGGCUAAGCCUGGCGACGUUUUUCACAUUCCGAAAGGCGCGACGAUUACCUUCACAACAAGCGACUACGGGCUAGCCUUUUACGUUGGUCAGCGGAAGAAGAGCGAUUUCUAG
Molecule: messenger RNA, 357 nt
Organism: Colletotrichum graminicola M1.001
Lineage: Eukaryota; Fungi; Ascomycota; Sordariomycetes; Glomerellales; Glomerellaceae
Exons: 1
Coding region: 1-357 (118 amino acids)
Source: RefSeq, a predicted model, not a curated record